AUGGCACGCGCGCUGUUACUCGCCCUCGCGGCGAGCGUCGGAACGGCACUCGUGCCCCAGCGCCAACCGUUCGCGCGCACAUCUCCCAAUGCGGCGUCGACGCUCGACAAGGCCGACGUCGCGACGAGCGACAAGGACUGCGUCGUCGACGACUUCAGCGUCGGCGCCUGCGACGACGACACGCCGCCCUUCAAGAAGAUCCUGGCGGCGAACCGGGCGGAGAUCGCCGUGCGCAUCAUGCGCGCGGGCACGGAGCUGAACAUGGCGACCGUGGGCAUCUACGCGCACGAGGACCGCAAGUCGGCGCACCGGUGGUGCGCGGACGAGACGUACAUGCUGCCGGCCGCGGGCACGCCCGUGGGCGCGUACCUCGAGGCGCAGAACAUCGUGGACAUCGCCGUGCGCGAGGGCGUCGAGGCCAUCCACCCGGGCUACGGCUUCCUCAGCGAGUCGUCGGAGCUCGCGCGGCUCUGCGAGGAGAACGGCAUCGCCUUCGUCGGCCCGACGGUCAAGAACCUCAACGACUUCAGCGACAAGGUGAGCGCGCGCCAGACGGCCAUCGCCGCCGGCGUGCCCGUCAUCCCCGGCACGGACGGCGCGCUCGACAACGCGGACCAGGCCUACGAGUUCGCGAAGGAGGCGGGCCUGCCCCUGAUGAUCAAGGCGACGAUGGGCGGCGGCGGCAAGGGCAUGCGCAUCGCGCGCACGCUCGACGAGGUCAGGAGCCAGUUCGACGCCGCGUCUUCCGAGGCUCUGGCGGGCUUCGGCGACGGCACGUGCUUCAUCGAGCGCUACGUCGAGAACCCGCGCCACGUCGAGAUCCAGAUCAUCGGCGACGGCGACGACGUCGUCCACCUCUGGGAGCGCGACUGUUCCGUCCAGCGCCGCCACCAGAAGGUCAUCGAGAUGGCCCCGGCCUGGAACCUGGACAGCGCGCUCCGGAAGAAGCUCCAGGACGACGCGGUCAAGCUCGGGAAAUUGGCGAAAUACGAGAACGCGGGCACCGUCGAGUUCCUGGUGGACGUCGCGAACAACGAGCACUUCUUCAUCGAGGUGAACCCGCGCAUCCAGGUCGAGCACACGGUCACGGAGGAGGUCACGGGCAUCGACAUCGUCCAGACCCAGUUCAAGAUCGCCGCGGGCGCGAAGCUCGGGGAGCUGGGCCUCGUGCAGGAGGACAUCAAGGCGCGCGGCGUCGCGAUCCAGUGCCGCAUCACGACGGAGAACCCGGAGCGCGACUUCGCGCCGGACACGGGCACGCUCUCCGUCUACCGCCACGCCCAGGGCUUUGGGAUGCGCAUCGACGGCAUCGGCUACUCGGGCAUGCAGGUCACGCCGUUCUUCGACUCGCUCCUCGUCAAGUACACGACGCGCGCGUCGACCUGGGGCGUCGCCGUGCGGCGCAUGCGCCGCGCGCUCCUCGAGAUGCGCAUCCGCGGCGUGAAGACGAACGUGCCCUUCCUGCUCAACGUGCUCGAGCACCCGGACUUCAUCGAGGGCACCGUCGACACGUCGUUCAUCGGCGACAACCCGGACCUCGUCAACAUCGGCAAGUCGACGUGGCAGGUCGCCAACUACCAGAGCGACCAGGACAAGGUCUACCGCGUCGAGCGCAACCUCCGCUACCUCGCGAAAGUCGCCGUGAACGGCCACCCGGAGACGCUCGGCGCGGACGCGGCGAAGAUCGGCGCCGUGCGCGCGACGGCCGUGCCCGUGCCCGCCGUCGAGGCGCCGGCGGUGAAAAACCCCUGGCGCAAGAUCCUCCUCGACGACGGGCCCGAGGCCCUGGCCAAGGCCGUCCGCGCGCACCCGAAGCUGCUGAUGACGGACACGACGUGGCGCGACGCGCACCAGUCGCUGUUGGCGACGCGCGUGCGCACGGCGGACCUCGCGGCCAUCGCGGCGCCGACCCAGGACGCGCUGGGCGACGCCGCCUUUUCGUUGGAGAUGUGGGGCGGCGCGACCUUCGACGUCUGCCUCCGGUUCCUCCACGAGUGCCCCUGGCGGCGCCUCGAGACGCUCCGCGCCGCGGCGCCCGACGUGCCCUUCCAGAUGCUCCUGCGCGGCGCCAACGCCGUGGGCUACACGUCCUACCCGGACGACGUCGUCUACCAGUUCUGCGAGACGGCGAAGGAGAAGGGCGUCGACGUCUUCCGCGUCUUCGACAGCCUCAACGACGUCGAGAACCUCGAGCUCGGCGUCAAGGCGGCCAAGGCCGCCGGCGGCUUCGUCGAGGCGGCCAUCUGCUACACGGGCGACGUCGCCAACGAGGCGCCGGACAACAAGUACUCGCUGUCGUACUACCGCGACCUCGCGAAGCGCUUCGUCGACGACCUCGGCGUCCACGGCCUCGCGAUCAAGGACAUGGCGGGCCUGCUGACGCCCAAGUCGGCGACCAUGCUCGUCUCGGCCCUGCGGGCGGACUUCCCCGACGUGCCCAUCCACGUGCACACGCACGACUCCGCGGGGCUGGGCGUCGCGGCGAUGGUCGCGGCCGCGGACGCGGGCGCGGAUAUCGUCGACGGCGCGGUCGACGCCAUGAGCGGCCUCACGUCGCAGCCGUCUCUAGGCGCCAUCGCCGCGGCGACGGACACGAGCCUCGACAGCGCCGCCUACUCGAAGAUCUCGUCCUACUGGGACACGGUCCGCGCGACGCUCUACGCGCCGUUCGAGUCGGGCCAGCUCGCGACGGCGUCCGACGUCAAGGUCCACGAGAUCCCCGGCGGCCAGUACACGAACCUGCUCUUCCAGAGCCGGCAGCUCGGCCUCGACGGCCGCUUCGACGACGUCAAGGCCAAGUACGCGAUGGCGAACCGCAUCCUCGGCGACAUCCCCAAGGUCACGCCGUCGUCCAAGGUCGUCGGCGACCUCGCGCAGUUCAUGGUCGCCCAGAACUUGAUGGAGGCCGACGUGGGCCUCACGGAGAACGUGGCGCGCCUCCCCGACUCCGUCGUGGACUACCUCAAGGGCUCGCUGGGCACGCCGCCGGGCGGCUUCCCCGAGCCGCUCCGGACCGACGCGCUCGCCGCCAAAAACCUCGAGCCGCUCCAGGGCCGGCCCGGCGCGUCGCUGGGCGCCUACGACUUCGAGGAGGCCCGCGAGAUGCUCAAGGAGAAGUACGCCGACGCGACGAAGCAGAUCACCUUCGAGGACGUGCUCUCGCACGCGCUCUACCCGGCCGUCUUCUCCGACUACAUGGACCACCGCCUCGUCUACGGCGACGUGGACCACCUGCCGACGCACGUCUUCCUCCGCCCCAUGAAGGUCAACGACGAGGUCUCCUUCGACGACGCCCGGGGCCGCAAGUACUUCAUCAAGCUCGUCGCCAAGAGCACGCCCGACGAGUCCGGGUCGCGGAAUUUGGCCUUCGAGGUCAACGGCGAGCGGUGGCAGUUCCGCGUCACCGACGAGGGCCACCUCAAGCGCCUCUCCGGCGAGGGGACCUCGGGGGUCUCCCUCGCGCGCGCCAAGGCGACGCGCGCGGCCGACCAGGUCGGCGCGCCCAUGCCGGGCGUCGUCGUCGCCGUCAACGUCAAGGAGGGCGACGUCGUCAAGAAGGGCGAGACCCUCUUCGUCCUCAGCGCCAUGAAGAUGGAGUCGACCAUCGUCGCGCCCCAGGACGGCACCGUCGACUCCAUCCUCAUCAACUCCGGCGACUCCGUCGAGGCGGAGGACCUCCUCGCGACCGUCAACUGA
Messenger RNA from Aureococcus anophagefferens, 3696 nucleotides. RefSeq lists its product as hypothetical. The coding region runs from base 1 to 3696 and encodes 1231 amino acids. The transcript has a single exon. The record is from RefSeq and is a predicted model, not a curated record. Gene Ontology annotation, biological process: gluconeogenesis; pyruvate metabolic process. Gene Ontology annotation, cellular component: cytoplasm. Gene Ontology annotation, molecular function: pyruvate carboxylase activity; metal ion binding; ATP binding. NCBI's taxonomy places the organism in Eukaryota, Pelagophyceae, Pelagomonadales, Pelagomonadaceae.